Dermacentor silvarum is the source of this 932-nucleotide messenger RNA. RefSeq lists its product as uncharacterized. Lineage: Eukaryota; Metazoa; Arthropoda; Arachnida; Ixodida; Ixodidae. The record is from RefSeq and is a predicted model, not a curated record. The coding region runs from base 222 to 806 and encodes 194 amino acids. The transcript has 2 exons.
CGGCGCGGCGGUAGGAGACAGUGAUAUGUGUGGUGCGCGACGCGGUGCGGUGGUUGGACACAAGGAGCAGACGACAAGGAGAGCGCGCGCCGCUCUACCGUGGCGCGCCGAAAACGACGACGCCGAAGAGCGGCCAGCGCGUGAACACGCGGCACAAGAAAAGAAAUCAAAAGAAAAGAAGCCAAUCCAAUCACAAAAGAACACGGAGCCUCGAGCAGCCAAUGAGAAAUCGACGAAUCGACCAGAGCAGCAGAAAAAGGAGCCGCGCUGGCAGUAGGGGGAGGAGUUCCAGAAGCGACACCAGGACAAGGUCGGCCACCGGAUCGGGAGUUGAAGACGGCCGUCGGGUUCCGGACCCGAGCCACCAGGACUUCACCCGGCCGGGGCCUCCUGCCAACCCUUUCCUGGGAGUCGCCACUCUUCCUGAUCGUCAACCGCUGACCGAGGCCGGCAAGCGUCUGCGCCGUGGGCAGAACGAGAGCUGUCGGGCUACGGACCCGAGCUCUACGACCAGCUGCCCGGCCAGAACGCCGCCGCCGUCAACCCCUGCUGCCAAGCCGCCUGCCUUCCCGGGCAUCGCCACCCUGCCCGAUAAUCAACUGCUGCUGCCCGAGGCCGGUGAGCGUCUGCGUCCGUGGGCAGAACCUGAGCUGUCGGGCUACGAGCCCGAGUGCCACGAUCAGCUGCCCGAUCAGAACGCCACCACCGUCGGCUCGUGCUGCCGAGCCGCCUGUCCUCUCCCUCCGAGCCAGAGCUGCCACGCUCUGGCAGCCUGUACGACGCUCCGACACAACGUCCUUUGGUGAGACCAACAACGCUUCUCUCGUCGUCUCCGCUUCGCCGCGUCGAGACUGUAGUGCAUACGCACACCCGCAGCCUGCCCGAACUUGCCUCAUAACAGUAGCGUUCCAGCUACGUGUUUUCAUGUUAUC